UCGGAAGCAUGGAUACACUGGGCAACAUCAGCGGGGAAGCGAUGGAGUUUGAGGGAUCAGCCAUCACAGGAGCUUUCAUAAACACCAGCCUACUUGACGCCACAAACGUCACCAACAUCACCAACAUCACCAACAUCACCAACGUCACCAUCAUCACCUUUUCCCCCUACUUUCAGCACUCUCUCUAUGUGGCUACCAGCUACAUCGUGGCCUACUUCUUCAUCUUCCUGCUGUGUAUGGUGGGGAACAUCCUGGUGUGUCUGAUUGUACUAGAAAACCAUCGUAUGCGCACAGUAACCAACCUCUUCAUCCUCAACCUGGCUAUCAGUGACCUACUGGUGGGCAUCUUCUGCAUCCCAAUAACACUGGUGGACAACCUCAUCACAGGAUGGCCCUUUUCCAACACUGUGUGCAAGAUGAGUGGCUUUGUGCAGGGAAUAUCUGUUUCUGCAUCAGUCUUCACCCUGGUGGCCAUAGCUGCUGAAAGGUUUCGUUGUAUAGUGUUCCCUCUUCAACCCAGGACUACACUACUCGUCGCCAAUGCAGCCAUUGUGGUAAUUUGGGUGCUAGCUGUGGCGAUUAUGUGUCCUGCUGCCAUGGUACUGACUGUGGAGGACAUACCUUUCCACUACUUGGUGUACAAUGAUGAUUUCAACAACACACUCCCCCUGUACAUCUGCUUUGAAAACUUUGCCAACCCUGAGAUGAGGAAAGUGUACACGACAUUUCUGUUUGCUCACAUCUACCUGGUACCGCUCACAGUCAUCACACUGAUGUAUGGUUGUAUUGGAGGCAAACUGUGUUCCUCUGUAGUUGCAAAUAGAGACCCACAGCUGGCAAAUGCUACAGUCCAGGCUAGGGCUAGAAGAGAUGGUCAGUCAGGGAUUUCCCAGAAAAAGAUCAAGGUGAUAAAGAUGCUCAUCCUGGUAGCUUUGCUUUUCAUGCUGUCGUGGUUGCCACUCUGGACCCUCAUGAUGAUGACUGAUUAUGGUGGCUUGGACAGAGACCAGCUGGACCUCCUGACCAGCUACAUCUUCCCCCUUGCCCACUGGCUGGCUUUCUCCAACUCCAGUGUCAACCCCAUCAUCUACGGCUACUUCAAUGAGAACUUUAAGAGAGGCUUUCAGGCGGUGUGCAAGUACAGGCCUUUCUGUUGUCUCAUCCAGUGCCAGCUGUGGAAGUGGAUGACCAGUUGGGGCAGGAAAGAUGGGACUGUUGAAGCAUUUUGUGGAGGUACUGAUGUCAGAAAUGCCAUCACCAAUCAAAAUGCUCAUGUCUUGGGGCUGAGAAAUAGAGUCCAUAACACCAACAAGAUGACUGAAACAGCACAGGUAAAUAAAGGUGGGGUAAAUUUGGGAUGUGUGGUGGUCCACUCAGCUCAAGGUCUUUCAGAUCGAGGGUUAGAAAUGAAAACUGUACACAAGAAAGGCAGUGAUGGUGAGAAGUCAGAGAGGGGUGGUUCACUGGCACCUUCAGUGUAUCAGGCGUGGGAUAACUGA
Messenger RNA from Plectropomus leopardus (leopard coralgrouper), 1499 nucleotides. RefSeq names its product neuropeptide FF receptor 1 like 2 (gene npffr1l2). Gene Ontology annotation, cellular component: plasma membrane. Gene Ontology annotation, molecular function: peptide binding; neuropeptide receptor activity. Gene Ontology annotation, biological process: cellular response to hormone stimulus; G protein-coupled receptor signaling pathway. The record is from RefSeq and is a predicted model, not a curated record. NCBI's taxonomy places the organism in Eukaryota, Metazoa, Chordata, Actinopteri, Perciformes, Serranidae.